UUUGCAGCCGCUUUUGCAGGCAGGUUUCUCCGGGUCUCCGGCUGUCAGGCUCCGGCUAACACAGCAUCUCAGGUUGCUGGUGCAGAGAGGAGGAGGAGGAGGAGGAGGAAGAAGAAGAAGAAGCAGCAGCGUUUACUGUAGUUUCAGGAGGCCCGUGUCAAAAACAAGAAGAGCCCGAGAGGAGCAGACAGGCGCUCAGGCAGAGGUACGACUUCAGGACUUAAGAUUGCAGCCUGGACCAAACAACAACGUCUCAACGACAUUUAUGAAGCUUUUAGGGCCUUUUGAUUGAUCAGCCAAUCGAUGGGGAUUUUCAGAGGAGCUCCGCCCACCAUCGCUGCCUGCCCUCCUCCUGCCCCCUCCCCCCGCGCCCCCACCCUCUCCGUCAUCCAGCCCUCCAUACACAAAAUGACUCUGGAACUCACUGAAUGGUCUUCUAUAUGGAUUUUCACUGCUUGUAAUAGACAGUAAGAAAAAAAAAAAAAGAGGGAGACAACCUCAAUGACAAAAAAGCCAUAAACACACACACCACACACACGCACAGACACAGACACACACACACACCACACCACAGACACGCAUACACAAACACACCACUGGCAUACACAAACAGGCAUGAAAACACUGACAUACCAACAUACGCAUUGAAGCUUACAGAGUUUGCCAGGCAUGCUCUCACCUGACAACACACUCACAAAGAAGCAAACGCACAAACUCCCGCUUGGAAUGUACCGCAAACUCUACCUGUGAAAAUUCUGCUGCUUCCUUUUUAUUUUUGGGGAUUUUUUGGAAAGCUGAUUUUUGUGAUUCUUCUUUUUCCCCACUCAGUGGAGAAAACGAGGCGGCAAGAGGAGGAUUUAAACAAAACGCCUUGAAUUUGACGUGUUUUUGGACAACUUAGGACAAAUGAUUGCUGAUUGACUCUUUUGUUUUCUGUAUUUUAGCAGAUCAGGAAAUUGAGAUUUGUGUUGGGUGUAUUGAUAAUAGUUUCUUUUUUAAAUUUAGAUAGAUUUCAUGACCUAGCGUGCUGGGAUAUGAUCUGUUAUUCUUGUGGUAUUAGCAAUUGAUCACUUCACCAACACCUUUUUAAUAGGUAAUAACUAGCAAGUUACAACGACAGGCGAGUUGUAGCAUGUAAAGAUUGUAAUUCAGUUACUUCCAGGAAGUCAUUACUAGUUUUUAGAGUAACUACAACCUUGAUCUACAAAGUAGUUUGUGGAAGUAGGGAAGUGGUUGUUUUUUCUUUGGUAGUUCUCAGAUUUUUCAAGGGGUGCGCUUGUUUUCUUGUUGCGUGCAUGCUUACCGCCAUGCCUCCUCAGAACACAGAGGCUGACGCUAUGCAGGUCGGAUCUCUGGUUGGCGGUGUCAACGACAAAAAUUCCUCUGCAUCGGGAUUGGACGGGGAGAAUGGAGGAACCGGAGGCAAGGCGGAUGGAUCGGGAGGAGGUGGGGGAGGAACCCGUGGUGGUGGGGAGGAGGUGGCGAGCGAAGAAUCGAUAGAAGGCAUCACCAUGAAAAGAUGGUUGAUGCACGGAGCUGUGAUGUUUGGCCGGGAGUUCUGCUACGCCAUGGAGACGGCGCUGGUGACGCCCGUGCUGCUGCAGAUUGGUCUUCCAGAGCAGUACUACAGCCUGACGUGGUUCCUCAGUCCCGUCCUUGGCCUCAUGUUCACCCCUCUGAUCGGCUCGGCCAGCGACCGCUGCACUCUGCGAUGGGGCAGGAGGAGACCGUUCAUCCUGGCUCUCUGUAUCGGCACGCUGAUCGGAGUGGCUCUGUUUCUGAAUGGAUCGCUGAUAGGUCUGUCACUAGGUGACGAGCAGGGAAAACAACCGAUCGGCAUUGUUCUCACCGUGCUGGGAGUCGUGGUGUUGGACUUUUGUGCAGACGCCACGGAGGGACCAAUCAGGGCGUAUUUGCUAGAUGUGGCAGACACAGACGAACAAGACAUGGCGCUCAACAUCCACGCUGCCUCAGCAGGUCUUGGCGGCGCAGUCGGCUACGCUCUCGGAGGUUUAGACUGGACGCACACCUUCCUCGGAUCAAUCUUCAAGUCUCAAGAGCAGAUCCUGUUCGUCUUCGCCGCCAUCCUCUUCUCAGUCUCUGUGGUGUUGCAUCUCUUCAGCAUCGAGGAGCAGCAGUACUCCCCCCAACACGACAGGCUGGAUCAGGAGAGCCCAGAUCCCAACAAAAAGCAACUUUCGUCCAAUGGCAAGGCAGCAAUUCUUGGUCCCAAGUUGGAAAUGAUAGGAGAGAAUGAAACGAUGGACAGCUACGACCUUUACGACCCCUAUGAAGAUGACAUGUCAGAUCGGGGAGAUAGUGAGAUGGACUUUUUAGAGGUGGAGCUUGUAAGAAGUAAAAGUGACAGUGUUCUCGCCAUGGCUGACGGCGACCACCUGGACCAUGAUGCAAUGUUCUUGUGCCACCUAGAGCCGUCCAUCUUCACCGACCGCCUUUCGCCCUAUCGAGGCUCGCCACCUACGAACUCCUCCUUCUUCAAUGCCAAUCACAGCACUCCCCCUCCGCGGUUUACCAACAUCAGACGCAGCAGCAGCACAGGAAGCCAGGACCCGCUCCAGCCCCAAACCAACAACAACCACCAAACAAACGCUCUCACACCCAGGAUUUCCCGCCUCUCGGCUUUCUUGCAAGAAAUGGAGAACGACGACGGACAGGAGGCGCUGCUCAACAACCAGCUCAAUGAGCAGCGGACGCUGAACGGUCGGCUGUUAGCUGGUGUAACCAAUGCUGAUAGAUUUAACACCAACAGCCUGAGCUCUAUAGGGCAGGCCCACCGUGCUGGAAUGGUCAAAGCCGCCAGUACCGGAGCUCCCAUGAGGCAAUCGCGUCACCGCCAUAUCUUCUACCGCCAGCCGUCCUGCACCUUCUCCUACUACGGCCGAGUAGGGAGCCACCGUUACCGCUACCGCCGGGCCAACGCCGCUUCUCUCAUCAAGCCGUCUCGCAGCAUGAACGACCUGUACGAGGUGGAGACCAGACACAGGAGGAGGAGUCGACAGAGGAACAGACACAGAAGCGGAAACACCAACUCCUCCAGCGGAGACACAGAGAGCGAAGAGGGCGAGGUUGAGACCACCGUGCGACUGCUGUGGCUCUCCAUGCUGAAGAUGCCUCCGGAGCUGCUGCGACUCUGCGCCUGUCACCUGCUCACCUGGUUCUCCAUCAUCGCCGAGGCCGUCUUCUUCACCGACUUCAUGGGACAAGUCAUCUACCACGGAGAUCCCACCGCUCCUGCCAACUCUACUUUGCUGGAAAACUAUCACAGAGGAGUUCAGAUGGGAUGUUGGGGACUCGUUAUAUACGCCAUGACUGCUGCCACGUGCUCAGCUCUCCUUCAGAAAUACCUUGACAACUUUGACCUGAGCAUUAAGGUCAUCUACAUCCUGGGGACACUUGCAUUCUCCAUAGGAACUGCUGUCAUGGCAAUCUUCCCUAAUGUGUAUGUCUCCAUGGUGAUGAUCAGUACCAUGGGCAUCAUCUCCAUGAGUAUCUCCUACUGUCCGUACGCUCUGUUAGGACAGUAUCACGAAAUGAAACAGUACAUCCAGCACAGUCCUGGAAACUCCCGGAGAGGCUUUGGCAUUGACUGUGCCAUCUUAUCGUGCCAGGUGUACAUCAGUCAGAUCAUGGUGGCCUCCGGUCUCGGUGCUGUGGUGGAAGCUGUUGGCAGCGUCCGUGUUAUUCCCCUGGUGGCCUCUGGGGGCUCCCUCCUUGGAUUCUUCACUGCGUGCUUUUUGGUCAUUUACCCGUCGCCAAACAGCGGCGGUGGGGACUCGGCCAAAGCUUCGGAAAAACGGGCCUUGAAAAAGCCGGAAAAUCCCAACAGCACGGCCGUAGCCGUGGUGAAAGAGAAACCCAGCUUCCUGAAACUCAAUAAGGAGGGAAAGGCCACGACCACCACCACUUCCUGUCACACGGAAAACGAGUCUGCCCUGUGAUUGGCUGGCUAAAUUCAACAGAGACUUUGCUGCAAACACAACUAAAUUCAUUUUAAUCAUCAAUGCUGUUGGAAAAGACGAAAGGAUUUACCCUCCAAUCUCGCUGUUCUGGAGUUUACAGACCUCUGGAGGAGAGAGGGGGGCAGUCGGGAAAAACAGAAGUCCAGAAGACCAGCGUCAUACCAGACCAACUUACCCCAAAAAAAAAAAAUCAUUCUGGUCCCAGUGCUGUUUUAGCUGUCUCCGAAAAACCUUUCAUUUAAACCUCACAUCGCCCAGAAGUGAGUCAUUCACUGGUCAUGGUUUUAAAGCAACACUAUGUAACUUUUACUGAGCAGCAGCGCCCUCUGCAGCCACAAGUGGUGAAUACAUCUGUAAAGCAAAGAAAAAUUAGCUCAGUCCCACUUGCUGAACUAAAACAUGGCAGAAAGGUGUUUAUUCCUCACGAUUCUCGCUCCCCGAACAAGAAGCGCUGUCACUGUUACAAGCUCCAAAGUCGUUUUGGAAAGUUGUCUCGUUGAAUAUCGAAGAUUGAUCGGAGAUUUAAUUGAACUUGCUGGGCCGGAUUCCAGUUUAAGUUAAGUUUAAGCUGCAACGAUCAUCUAGAAGAGAAUGUACUCACUCACCAAAGUUACAUACAGUGACGAGGCGUUCAGGAAUGCGGAGUGAGAAUGAAAGAGGCACCAUUGACCCUUUUUUAGAAAUCAGAGUUCCAUCUAAAUGAUUCUUGAGCUGUUAUCUUAGAGUAAAGUAGUUGCAUAGUGUUGCUCUAAGUUGAGGUCUUCUCUGUCUCUCAGGGCCUCUAGGAGGUGCUACUGAGCAGCCGCCUGGACAGGAAACUUCAGGGGAUUCUCAUUCAUACAAACUCUCACAUGCACAUAAACACCUCUUCAUCUGAAUCAGAUGAACACCUGAAUAAUGAAUGCUGUUGAUGAACAUUAGUCUUCGAAAGCUGCAAUCAUUAAAAAAAUAUUGUUCUUCCUCGCUGUGGAAUCGGAUCGAUGGAAUCUUUGCUUCGUCAUGUGGAUGCUCAUCGACGAGAGGGUGUGUGCGUGCGGACUUGGCGUCACCAAAGUGAACACACUCGGUUUUGCGGGACCUUAACAGCACUCAGCGACAGUAGCUUUAAGACUCUAGAGACUCUUAGAAGUGGCAUUUCUGAAACUGAGAGCCCGAAGCCUGUUUCAACAGGGGAAAUAAUUGAUCUGGAGCCCCCACGUUGAUUGCAGGUGAUCUGUUUUGCCCUCCGUCACACGGCAGAGGUGCUCACAUCUUAAAUUCAGCUUUCACUCCGGGGCAAAGGUGAAUAUUUACGAGGCUCUGCUGAAAAGUGUGCAGUUGCCCGUUAAUGCUGAGAGUUAGGAACAAGAAUAAAAAGACUGCUGAUUUGUAUUGAGUGAAAUUCCAGGAGAGAAAGAGCAGAAAGAUGCAAUAUGUGCAGCAAACAGGGGCAUUACAAUCCAAAAUACUAUUUUCAUGAUUUAUUGAGGACUCAGAGAAAAUAACGAUGAUGCUUCUGUUCAUUUUGAAUAAUCAGACUAACCUACAUGCUGCAUGUCGGAGGAGCGGAGGAGAGACGAACCAAACAGCACAGGAGAAGAGAAGAGAUGUGUGGAGCUUCUCUCUCCUUUUAUUUUGCUUAAUUCUUUUUUAGAAAAUGCUCUUAACACAAUGUUUGUCACCAACUGCACAUUAGCUGAGCCAUUGUCGAUAAAAGUGUUGUAGCGUUUAGUUGUUUGCGAUCCUUUCUGAGACUUUUUGGGCUGUUGGAUUUGUUUCCUGACGCUCCUCUUUCCCAGUGGAUCCAGUGACUCAACCAGUAAUGACCAGUGUCUGCAAUGGGACACAAGCAUAUUAGAACGGAUCCUGGUUCCUGAAAAGAAAAAUCAGGUUUCUGGGGCCCAUGUGAUGUAAGAGAGAGAGAGAGAGAGAGAGAGAGAGAGAGAGAAAAAGAGAUGUUACUUGAGCCUCUAUGGAGAAUUGUGGUUCUGCUACAGGAGCCUUGGUUCCAUUUUAACAGGCCAAAUAUGAUCAGUACAGUGAAGCAGUAAUUGGUAGAUAAGUUGCUAAUGACUUACAUGUUGCAUGUUAAAAUCCAACAGAGGGAUUAGAAACCAGAUUAGAGGAGGAUUGAAGACAUUUAUUCACUUCAAAAAAAUGUCUGCUUUAUGGUAAAUAUGAAGCUACAGUCAGCGGCUGGUUCAUUUAGCUGGCUCUGUCCAAUGAUCAUAAACACUUACUUUGUUUUUGUGAAUGUUGAAUAAACAUUUUUUUUGAUUGAAUGUAGAUCAAUAAGCUUUUGAGGUGCUGGUAGGCUGUUUGUUUGUUUUUUACCUCUGGACAGAGCCAGUUUAAGAGUUUCCCCCUGUUUCUAGACUUAAGGCUAAGCUAAGCUAUCAGGCUGCUGGUUUUAGCUUCAUAUUUAUCGUAGACACUUUAAAUUUUCAAACUAAAUUUUCAAAAUUUUCAAAAUCGUCUUAACUUUGCGUUGAUUCAAAAUAAGCCAGUGAGGCAGAUUUAUCUUUUUUGAGUGACCCUAAAAACCCAAUAAUUUAGUUAAAUGACAAAGCUGUUUUUUACUUCACUUACUGGCAAAAUCGAACUUCGCCUCCAUAAAAACAGCUAAAUUUACCACAAAAAUAAUAAAAUUUACCCUAAAUGAGAAACAUUUAUUUCCUGAGCCAAACCGCUUCAGUAAAAUUCACUGAAGAUGGUUCUGAUCCAUUUUGUAUAAUGGAAUAUUAGGGCCAAUUAAAGGGGAAACAAAUCUGUUGUAAUUCGUCAAGAAUUCAAGGAUAGUAGAACGUCUGCAUGUGCUGUUUAAGGGGGGAAAUCAGAGAUGCGAUGAUGGAUGAGGACGUAAAACUGCAGAGUUUAGUUUAACUUUGACCUUGUAAACAUCAGUGCAGAGGGGUGAGACCGAUUAGAGAGAAUACAUGCAAUAAUCUCAUAAUUGUACUGUGUAAACCCUUGAGGUUAAAUGACCUUAAUCUUUUGAAUGUUUCAUUCGCUCACGAUGCUGGACGUGUAAAAGUAAACUUGACGUUAGGAGGCGAAAAGAAAGAUUUUAUUUGUUUUCUGACAAAUCAGGUGGUUUGUUGCAAUAUAGGCCUUAGUUAAUCAGCCGGGUGUUGGCCAGCGUGAGGUGUUUUUUUGCGGACGGAGCAGGGUUGUUGGUUCCAGGUGUUUUUCCUGCUUCUGUCAGGGGGAAAGGCCGUGGAUCUGGGUCAGUUUUUCCUUUCAGCUCAAUCAGCUGAAACAUGCAAAUGGAAAGGAAUCGAGAUGUAAAUUGCUGUGGGUUCAUUUAACGAUGAAAGGAUGUUUUAUUUGAGCGUGUAUUCCAGAUUUUAGUGCAGAAGUUUUUUGGUUUUAGGAGAGAGUUUACUGAUUGUUGUUAUUUUUGUCGCAAUCGGGUGGAUGCUGUUACAGAGUUUUUCGCACGAACUAGAUUCCUUCCAUAAUUUCAGGUACAUUCACUCAGUCCCAGAGCAGAGUGGAGAGGAGGAGCAAGAUUUUUGCUUCCCAGGUCGACACUGCUCUUGCUGUAGUUCUGGGACGAUGUCAAAGAGACGAGGGGGUGCAGGUGCUGUGGGUUUUCCACAGCUUCUGGAACCACUAGGGCAAUAAAACAUUAUGUAUUAAAACACACCAAAAAAACAGACACACAACUUCAGUUUAUGGAAAAACAUGAAGAUAAAAAAAACAACAACUUUGGGUUUGGGAGGUUUGCAUGUGACAACAGCGAUAAUGCAUGUGUGGAACACCAAAGUAUGACUCUGUACAACUCACUCGAUCUCUUUACUUAUUGUCCUCAUAGGUCAGGGAUGUAUUUUCUAAUGCAUGGCUGGAUGUUUGUGUCUUUUUUUUUUAAAACUUGUGUGUUUAAAGAAAAACAAAAAGCCCAACAUGUACUCUUUUAGCUGAAGCAUUGUGCUUGGUGUGGGUUAGUACACUUUUAACAAGCAUGUGACUUUUUACAGUUUUGCACAUUUAUCAGUGAAGUUUCCGGCAAGACGUGUGUGACGCUCCUUGUUAAAAGUGUCGGCGAGAAACUCCAAGCCGUGAAUACUUGAAGUGCAACUCGAGCGUUUCAGUUCCAAUGCAGUGGAAAGUUUUUAGAUUUUUCCUUUUCUUUCUCGGAGGGGGUGUUGCUCUUAAUAUCCCAAGCCUUCUUACUGUUGACUCUGGAAUGUUCAGGCAGCGCGGCCGCCCGCUCGGCCUGCUGGGAGGUUGAGUUCUUACCUUUUGAUUCCAUCUGGUGACUUAAAUUUUUUCUCUUUUUUUUCCGAAAAAAAAGUCAAUGAAUGUGAGUGGAUUUCAGGGAAAUCACUUUUAGUUUUGAUGUUUGACGAGCCGGGGGGGGGGGUCUGACAUUGCACAGAACUUGCACAUAAUAAGUUUUUAAAAAAACAAAAACAGUAGAAUUGUGUUGUAUAAGAGAGAAAAAAUAACUGUGGAUAUUUAUUUUUUUGUUUUUGAGUUUUCCUAUCUAUAAAGGACACUUUUCACUAUAGUUUCCAAAAGGGUAAAGUAAAACUUAUUCUAUUUACUGUUACAGGAGAUGGUUUAGAAGUGGACGGAGAAAUGUGUGUUUGUUUGCACUUGUGAGUGGUCGUGUCACGGUUGCUCACGUGAAGCAAAAAGCAAGGAUGUGUUUAAAAUGUCAUCUCUGUGUUUGUACUUUGGUUCUUGUUCUUUGUUCGUUGCAAUUACCUGGUUUACACUUAACUCUGGAAUCAACGGCUGCAAUACCAGAGGUUACUUACGAGUCUGUCGUCUCUGUUCUGGUGUUUUAACUCAACUAGGAAACGUGUUUUUUGUUUUUGUAUCUGUUCUUUAAACUUCAGGCAGGGUCACACACUCGCAUGCACACACGCAAGAGUUUGGCCUUUGCACUUUUUUCAGUGGCAGCCGUGUUGGCUCCACCAUCCUGAUCACUGAACGAAUGUGACGCUGUUUUCUUAUUUCCAGCCAGCAGCUGUCCAGUGGCAGCAGCAUGGCGGCCACGCAGUUAGUCCGACCUGGUCGAAGUGUGUGUGUGUGUGUGUGUGUGUGUGUGUGUGUGUGUGUGUGUGUGUGUGUGUGUGUGUGUGUGUGUGUGUGUGUGUGUGUGUGUGUGUGUGUGUGUGUGUGUGUGUGUGUGUGUGUGUGUGUGUGUGUGUGUGUGUGUGUGUGACUCUGCCUCCAGUAAACUGUGUUAACGAUGGAGGAGAGAAAUGCCUAAAUACUUCUGAUCUUCACUGAGAUUAAAUCAAGAAAAAUACUUAAAGAAUGGGAAAGCAAGUAUGCGCAGUGUACUAUAUAUAAUAUGCCUUGUUAUUUGAGAAAAAAAGAUGUAAAUAUACAUAUUUCUCUUUAGUUUCUUCUUUUUUGCUGCUAUGAAAAAGAUGAUUAUUUUUGUUAGUAGUUUUGUUUUCUAUAUAAAGACUGUAUAUAUAUAUAUAUACAUAUAUAUCUCUCUGUGUUCUGUAAAUAUGCUUGAGCCUUCAUAUGUAGGACUCUGGAUGAACACUGUAUGAAACUCACCUUAAAUCUGUUCAGAAGUUAAACAACAACGACUCAUUUCAUUAUUUAACCUUUUUCAAUCUCACCAUCAGUUAAACAAAAAAUGAAGAGCACAACGACACCACACGACAAAAGAAAACAAGACUUAAGACGAGAUAGAAACUUCUUUCUUUUAGUUAGUGAAUCAUUUCCUGUGGGUAGAAAAGUGAGUUUUGUGUCUGCGUCAUCAGACUGUUGUCAGCUGGAGAUCAAAUCCCGAGUGUGUGCAGGAAACUCAAAUCAUGAUUACGACCUUCACUUAUGUUCCUAUUUUAUUGAGUUGUGUGUUUUACCAGUUCAUGCAGGAAAUAGAUCAAAUACACACGUCAUUUAGAAGACAAACUAUUUCUGUUCUAAUUAAUCCUAAAAAUAUGUAUUUUAAAAUGUAACUGUAUUUAGAAACAAUAUGCAUAUAAUGUAAAAUCAAAAGAUUCAUGAAUUCAGAAGGUUAGACAUUUUUUUUCAACUUACUACAAGUGAAGGUAAUUAAUAAUAACUUCCCCUAAUGGUAUACAUUUGAAUUGCAUUACAAAUACAGUUUGCCGGUUUCACUUGGUAGAUUGUUGUUAUGUAAAAUAUGAGCAGGAAUGACUCAUUUAUACAAAUUUGGUAACAGAGAAGAGAAAGCAUCCUCAGCUACUUCAGACAGAGCAAGAAGAAAAAUAACAAUAAAAGUUUUAAUUUUUUCA
Molecule: messenger RNA, 10192 nt
Organism: Hippoglossus stenolepis (Pacific halibut)
Lineage: Eukaryota; Metazoa; Chordata; Actinopteri; Pleuronectiformes; Pleuronectidae
Product: solute carrier family 45 member 4
Exons: 16
Coding region: 1296-3959 (887 amino acids)
Biological process (GO): transmembrane transport
Cellular component (GO): membrane
Molecular function (GO): sucrose:proton symporter activity
Source: RefSeq, a predicted model, not a curated record